Pyricularia oryzae 70-15 is the source of this 1897-nucleotide messenger RNA. RefSeq lists its product as uncharacterized. Bases 434 to 1327 code for a protein of 297 amino acids. The record is from RefSeq and is a predicted model, not a curated record. NCBI's taxonomy places the organism in Eukaryota, Fungi, Ascomycota, Sordariomycetes, Magnaporthales, Pyriculariaceae. The transcript has a single exon.
CCCAAGCUCGGAGAAGCAAGGAAGCACAACUAUCUAGCAUGGACUACAAGCAUCAGUUUGCGGGAGAAAUUAUGCGAUGGGCGUUCUGAUGUGUUCAAAAGCCAAUUUGGAGGCCUAAAAUCAAGCAAACACGAAACGGAUUUGUUCGCUUCUUAAAGUCGGUAUUGAACUGUGACUGAAGAGUGUUUUAAACGACCCUCCCCUGUGUUAAGGGUUGUAUCAAGCAUGUCAUCAACGGACAAGCGGGGUUUGUUCUAGUCUGGGAGCUCCGCACUGGUGCUAGCACCAAAGCUUCUGCAGACAAACUUCUAAGACACUCCUCUCGCUUUAAGCUCAACGUCGUCGUCAUCAAAUACGGAAUCCAAAGACAACCUCUAUGAAUGAUCAUGAGGCGCUCUUCUGAUGCGCCCAUGAUGACCUUCUCUUACUUGUCAUGUUUUUGAAGAACGGAGCGCCCUCUUUCGGCUCGAGCAAGUCUCUUGCCAGAUCGGAGUUCCGGUCUCGUAUACCAUUCACUUUGAGCCUGACCCAACAGAAGCAAUUUGGGCCCCAAUGCUGCCCUUACAAUCAUAGACGUAGUUACAACACGACUUCGGCCGAUGGCGAACCAAAACAGGACCGAUGCACGCCGGCCAUGGUGUGGCCCAACACCGCGAGGCCAACACCUUACGAGAUCUUCAACUCGAAGCCAGGGGCGCCGUACAGCAAGGGCAAGUUCUACGAGCUAGCGAAACAGUACCACCCCGACAGAUAUACCGAGCAAGGCGAUCAUCUGGACGAGAAUGGUCUCUCCCGAGCCACCAAGCUCGAACGCUACAAGCUCGUCGUGGCGGCGAACGACAUCCUCAGCAACCCGGUCAAGAGGCGUGAAUAUGACCAAUUCGGGCUGGGAUGGGCUACCGGCGAGGUGCGAGACUUGAACGAGGAGCUACGGGCCAAGGACCAGGCGUGGCGCACAGCUCCCAAUUCUCCGGCCAUGAACUCGUCAUGGCAGGACUGGGAGAAGUGGCGGCAUCGCCGAGACGGCACUGCACCCAAGCAAGAGCCUUUGUUCAUGUCCAACGGCGGAUUUGCCAUCGUGCUCUGUGCCUGCGUUGUCGUCUUCAUCUGGGCCCAAGCGUCCCAGGCAAGCCAGCGAUCCUCAAGAGUCAUGCAGGCCAGGGAUAAGAUGCACCAGGCCGCGACCGACAAUCUAUAUAACACUAGAAUGCAGCGCGCCACCUUGAGUCAGAACAGCAGGGUACAGCUCUUCCUGCAUAAACGGGAGUUUGGAGACAACCCUUUUGAACCGGUGGGACAGUUGCCUGCAGAAAGCCCAAAGAAAUGAGAAGAAUAGACUAUGAUCGAUGAUUUUCAGAUCGCCGAUCCAGUUUAUGCUACGGAGCUGCCAAUUCAUUGGCAUAAGGGAACGUGGGCAUCCCCCGGCCUUUUCAAGCUCACCACUAGGCAUUGGCCUAUCAUCUUUGGCUUGGGAGGACUGGAGUCUGGUGCAAUAGAUGUUUGCGUACAGAACAAGAUCCGUCUCUAGAAUGGAGGCAGACACUAAGUACUAUAUCGCACGAUCAAAGGAGACCACAUUUUGAUCUUCGGAUGGAAUGAGCGCCAGGCGGCAUGGAGCGGAAAGCCAAGGAUAGCGCAAUUUAAAUCCGAUCUCACGUAAUGUGAGGAAGAGCUUGGUCUUGCUUCAAAAUAUACGGCAAGACCAAGGCGAUUUGACGCUAGCUAAGCACUUGAAGGCAAGGACGCUCAACAAAGACCUCGUGAUUCGAUGGAGGUCACAAAGCAUUGAUACCAAAAUGCUCUUUGUGUACGAACGGAUGGGUUUGAGCCCGGUACGUUACUGUUAACUUUAGCUCAUGAUUUUGCAAUCAUUUAAUGAAAGAUAUUUGGAGACGCA